AUGGACCAACUACCCCCUCAUCAAGCCCAGAGAGGGCCGAUACAUCUGCACCAGCCUGUCGCUGUGCCACCCAAUGCCGUUCAUGGCCCCAAUGGCCUGCUGGCAAAUGCUGCUGGUGGCCAUGGCCAGAUUCCAAAUGCUGUCUUUAGCGGCGGUCCCGUACAACCUGCUACUCAAUCGCAGGCUAUGCUUGUGCCCAUGCAGCCUGGUGCCGCUCAGCCUGCGAAUGUCGGCCAGGGCCAGCAGCCCAUUUUGAACGUACGUCCGCUCUCUCCUUCCCAUAUCCCUCACACCACUGAUCGUCGACAGGAUGCAUUGAGCUACCUCGACCAGGUCAAGGUGCAAUUUGUCGACCACCCGGACGUUUAUAACAGAUUCUUGGAUAUCAUGAAGGACUUCAAAAGUGGAGCUAUUGAUACCCCCGGCGUCAUCGAACGUGUCUCGACCCUGUUCGCGGGUAACCCCGAGCUUAUUCAGGGCUUCAACACUUUCUUGCCUCCAGGCUAUAGAAUUGAAUGCGGCACGGGCGACGACCCGAACGCCAUCCGAGUAACGACUCCUAUGGGAACAACCGUCCAGGCUAUGCCGGCACCUCGACCUCUUUCGCCGCGCACCGCUGCUCCGACCCAAGAUGGGAACAACCAAGAAGGACCCUUCUUCGCUGCCGUCAACAGACAGGCCAACGGCAAUUGGACGCCCCAAGCAGCCGGUCACUCUCACGUUAUCCACAGUCCCAGCGGUCGUCCAGUAGGUACCGCGCCUUUUACUUCGCAGAUGGGUCCACAGCAGGCCGCCGCUAUUGCCGAGGCUCAAGCUCGUGAGCAACAGGCUUUGAGUCUUCAACAGGAACAGCGUGUCUCGCAGUUGCAGAAUGCCGUCUCUGCUGCCGCUGGUGACAACCUUGCCAGAGCUGGAAUCAUGUCUCCUGGUGCAGGGGCCGCUGCGCUUGCUCAGGGAGAGAUGGUGAUCGGUCCAGAUGGACAGCCUAUGGGCAACGAAAAAGUGAGACCACAGGUCGAGUUCAACCAUGCCAUCAGUUAUGUCAACAAGAUCAAGAAUCGUUUCCAGCAACAGCCAGACAUUUACAAGCAAUUUUUGGAGAUCCUGCAGACUUACCAGCGCGAGUCAAAGCCCAUUCAAGACGUCUACGCCCAGGUAACGAGGCUUUUCAACUCGGCACCAGACCUUCUGGAAGAUUUCAAACAGUUCCUCCCGGAAUCUGCCGCGCACGCGAAGGCUGCAGCUGCUGCCAGAGCGCAGCAACAAGAAGAGUCUGUCAUGCUUAGUAACGUACGUGGUGAUCCGUUCUACCAGGCCCCACAACCGCACCAGACUCCCAGAGCCGAACAUCGCCUUCCUCCAGUCGGAAACUUUGCGCCUACUCCAACUGUCAACAAGGACAACAAGAGAAAGCGCGGUGACAGGCAAGGAACCGUCACCAACGUCGGUCCUGAGACGAAUGGUCUUGCAAAGGCCCCAGCCUACGGUCAGAUGGCCAGUGGCACCAAACGCGCUAAGCAGACACACGCCGGCAGACAAGCCAUGGCAUCAGAUCUCCCUCCCACUUCACCGACUCUGGUUCCUGCACUCCCCGAGCCUCUGCCACCAACUCAGAGUACUCUCGCGACGGCCGACGAGAUGAGCUUCUUCGACCGCGCCAAGAAGGCCAUUGGUAACAAGGCUGCCAUGAACGAGUUCCUGAAGCUCUGCAACCUUUUCUCUCAGGAUCUCAUUGACCGUGUCACCUUGGUUCAAAAGGCUCGUGGCUUUAUCGGUAGCAAUCCGGAUCUCUUCCAAUGGUUCCAGAUGUGGGUUGGUUACAACAAUGACGACGUGACUAUCGAGAAUAAGCCCAGAGCUCCUCAAGGCAGAAUCUCGUUGAGCAACUGCAGAGGACUUGGACCUAGUUACCGUCUCCUACCCAAGCGGGAGCGACUGAAGCCCUGCCGUGGACGUGAUGAGCUCUGUAACGAGGUGUUGAACGACGAUUGGGCCUCGCAUCCUACAUGGGCCUCUGAGGACUCCGGUUUCAUCGCCCACAGGAAGAACGUCCACGAGGAAGGACUCCACAAGAUCGAGGAAGAACGUCACGACUAUGACUUCAAUAUCGAAGCUUGCUCGCGUACGAUCCAGCUUCUCGAGCCCAUUGCACAGCAAAUCCUUCGCAUGAACAACCGUGAAAAGGAAGCUCUUGAGAUCCCUCCUGGACUUGGCGGCCAGAGCGAGACCAUUCACAAGCGUAUUAUUAUGAAGCUUUAUGGACGUGAAAAGGGCCAUAUGGUUGUUCAGUCGCUCCACGCACAGCCCUACAAGGUUAUUCCUGUGCUGCUCAACAGACUAAAGCAAAAGCUCGAGGAGUGGAAGCAAGCACAGCGCGAGUGGGAGAAAGUCUGGCGCGACCAGACACAGAAGAUGUUCUGGAAGAGUUUGGAUCACCAAGCUGUCAACGCCAAACAGGCUGACAAGCGUCAAUUCCAGACCAAGACUCUUCUGGGCGAGGUCCAUACCAGAUACGAAGAGACGAAGAGGCAACGCCUGGCUGGACAAAAUCCGCGCAACCAACCACAGAUGACCUUCAAGUUCGAAGACACGAGCGUCAUCAUCGACGCAUCGCAUCUGGUUCUCUUGUAUGCCGAGCAGAUGCACUCUACCGAGUUCCCAAGAUUGACUUCUUUCAUCCGAGAGUUCAUCCCUCUCUUCUUCGGUCUAGACCAAGAGUGGUUUGCCAAUCAGAUCAGAGCUAAAUUUGGUGAUACUCCUCACAUGGACGUUGGUGAGGAUGCAAUCUCGGCCUUCGACGAUCCCAUCAACGCAAGGCCCCGCAAGCCAACAACCAAGAAGGGCGAUCUUCUGCGUGGUGUCCUUGAACGUGGCCGCAAGAACCGCAAGGAUGAUGGCAGCAACACUCCCCUUAGCCGAGCAUCAACACCCGACAAUGCGUCCAACGUAGACGAAGAGAUGAGCGAUACUGCCAACGUGGUUGACGAUCUAAAGUCCGACAUCGCUUUGGAUACCUGGGCAUCCCAUCCUCUAGCGGGUAAUGUCCACAAGGACAAGGAGCUAUAUCUCAACCAGAUGUACUCGCGCACCAGAUUUAAUCUGUACGGCAAUGCAACCAUCUACUGCUUCAUCCGGGUCUUCGUAUUCUUGUACGAGCGCCUGAACAACAUCAAGCAGGCUGAAGCUGAUGCACACAUCACCGUCGAUCGUGCAAUGGCCCCCAAGCCAGCCACUGAGCUUGGCAUAGUAGACAAGCUCCCUACAGACUUCUUCACCAACGUCAGCGAAGGUUCCAAUUUCUAUCGUCAGAUUCUCGGCAUGUUCGAGGAUCUAAUCAAGGGAGAUAUUGAUAUGGCGCACAUCGAAGAGACAUUACGAAGAUACUACCUGCAAUGCGGAUGGCAGCUCUACUCUUUCGAUAAGCUUCUCGGUGCCUUGGUACGUUUCGCUAUCGGCAUGCUUGGAAGCGAAAGUGGCAAGGACAAGAGCUGGGAUAUCCUUCAGCUGUUCCGCAAGGAUAGAGCAAAGGAUGAGACCUCCUUCCAGGACGAGAUGAACUACAGAAAGCAGACCGAAAAGUACACCAAGGAUCUUGACAUCUACGGAAUCUCAUACGACCAAGCAAUAUCCGAGGUGCAGAUCAGGCUUUACAAGAAGGACGAUCCUACUUUCGACACCACUUCGAUGCUGCAGGAGGACCUCUGGCGCGUCUAUGUGACCAACUUC
Messenger RNA from Aureobasidium namibiae CBS 147.97, 3726 nucleotides. RefSeq lists its product as uncharacterized. NCBI's taxonomy places the organism in Eukaryota, Fungi, Ascomycota, Dothideomycetes, Dothideales, Saccotheciaceae. Gene Ontology annotation, biological process: negative regulation of transcription by RNA polymerase II. The annotation marks the transcript as partial. Gene Ontology annotation, molecular function: transcription corepressor activity. The transcript is spliced from 4 exons. Gene Ontology annotation, cellular component: chromatin; Sin3-type complex. The record is from RefSeq and is a predicted model, not a curated record.